AUGGGACACUCUUGGUCGGACUUCGCGGGCAGCAGUCCUAACACGGCGUCUUCAGGCGGUGCCGAUGGAAUAGACGAGACGUUAGAUCUCUCUCUGAAUAGCAAUGUCUUAACAGAGAUUUACAAGUAUACGAUGGAGGGUAAAAGCGACGAAGUGAACGAUCUGUUGAAGAAAUGCCCGUAUGUGGAUCUUAAUCAGGUUGCGUAUGUCCACACCUUUUCACUCCACCCACUUCCCUUCUCUGGCCGCGUGGGGAGGACCCCCGUCUUUGUACUUCAUGCCGCCGCGGCACUGAAACGCCGAGACAUCAUGCACCUUCUCUUACAACACGGCGCGGACCCCAAUGUGACUGACAUCGCGGGACAAACGGCGCUUCAUCUGAGCACAAUGCCGUGCCCGGGAAGUCAGUAUUGUCUUUUACCGGCUUCGAAUGAAAGCAAAGAUUUGGUGUCUCUACUCUGUAGUAAUGGCGCCAAUGUUCACUCCAAAGACAUUAUGUUGAGAUCUGCCGUCCACAAGACAGCGAUGUACGGGUUAUUAUCAUGUAUGCUAUUCCUCAUCAACGAAGGCUCGGACGCUGAUGCCCGGGACUGUGAUGACGUCACUCCAUUAAUGCUCGCUGCUGAAAGCGGACAACUAAAAACUAUGAGAGCACUUCUGAAGCGCGGCGCUAAUGUGAGAGCGAGAACGAAAUCAAACCAAACUGUGCUGCAUCAUGCUGCCAUGUUGUCGACGGGGUUGCGAAGAUAUCGCAGUAAGUUGUCGGCUGUGUCAAUUUUAAUGGAACAUGACGUUGACGUCAACGCGCAGGACGAUGCAGGACAGACACCACUUCACAUCGCGGCAAAGCGACGUGAUUACUCCGUCAUUCGAUACUUGAUUAAAUACGGGGCUGAUCUGGGAAUCAGAACCAGACAAGGACGUACCCCUUUCUACGAAUUCUUAGACGGACUUAAUCUGAAGCUAACCAGCAACGCUGUUGACGUACACAUGGCGCUGAUACUCUUUCUGCAGGAUACCGCUCGUCCUGGUCCAUUCACUGACAGUGAGGGCGUCACACCAAGUUGUUUCGCUGAAGAUGCUAUUGUGUCUGAGUUCCAACAGAAAGUGAUAGACAUUCUUCUUGAAUCGGAGAAGAGUACGUUUUCGCUUCAGUUCUUAUGUAGGUUGACAAUAAGGCGUGCCCUAACACAGCAUCGUAUGGACAGGGUCAACGACCUGCCGUUGCCCACGUCAUUGAGAGAAUACAUCAAUUCAACCACGGCAAGUUGGGUUACUGGAGACUUAUUGGAAUUAUUUUCCGAAGAAGUCAGACAACAAUUAAGGCUUUAA
Messenger RNA from Saccoglossus kowalevskii, 1332 nucleotides. RefSeq names its product ankyrin repeat domain-containing protein 61-like. Lineage: Eukaryota; Metazoa; Hemichordata; Enteropneusta; Harrimaniidae. Gene Ontology annotation, molecular function: protein binding. Gene Ontology annotation, biological process: intracellular signal transduction. The record is from RefSeq and is a predicted model, not a curated record.